Molecule: messenger RNA, 757 nt
Organism: Daphnia carinata
Lineage: Eukaryota; Metazoa; Arthropoda; Branchiopoda; Diplostraca; Daphniidae
Exons: 3
Coding region: 141-461 (106 amino acids)
Source: RefSeq, a predicted model, not a curated record
GUGUGAAAUUGAGGCUAGUCCCAACGCUUUUGGUGUUCGCAGCCAUGUAUAAAAGCUGUCGACUUCCAACUCAAAGUCACAGACGAACUUGUUCAUUCAUUUGAUCAACAGCUCCUCUCCGGAUUUAACGAAACAAUACGAUGGCUUCCAAGCUGAUUUUGGUAACCCUCUUCUUCGCUGCCGUUGUGGCUGCUGCCUCUGCCCGUCCACGAUUCUUGGCCAUCCCUAUUGAGGACAUCGAGUUCCUUAAUGGACCCGCUCCUUAUCCAGGAUUUCAGCUUCCCGCACACCGCGUCCGCCGCGAUGCUCAAGAGCCGGAAACUUCAUCCUCUGCCCGAUCCAACGGUAGCGGUUAUGGUGGCAACGACUACGUCGAUUACGGAGCCUACACCGGUGGAUACGGCGCUUUCGGCUGGUACACCGAUCACCCCGUCGGAAACUACGGCAGCGGCAGCUAUUAAAAUCUCACUACGAAGAAAAGGCCUGAUCCUCACUUAAAAAAUUUAAUCGAUAAAAGAUCUUUUACCAGCCUUAAUUUCUUUAUUGAAAAACAGCUCGUCUAGUUUUGUUUUAUUUUAUUUCUUUCGUAUACGUUCUUCGUUGUUCGACGUCUCAUUGUUGAGCAGUUCGUUGUUCCUCCCUACCGUCAUCUUCCAUCAUGCUGGUCAUGUGGCGAUGCACUGUACGUAAUUUCCAUGUUGUUGCCUAGACUACCAUCUCUAGUAACGAAAAUACAAGACGCACAUCCACAUGAAAA